CUGAAGAGCUGCUCUGAUUAUUAGCAAGUUCUGCUCUUAGCACACAGGCUCCUGCUUUUGUCUUUCUAGUUUUGAGCUCUGCCUUUGCAUGGCAGCCCGUUGGCUAUUUGAAAUAACUAGUCUUCCUGUUGAAGUAUUUCCUUUCUAGGUUGUGUUAGAGGCAACUACCAGUCCCUCCCCACCUCCAGAAAGAAAUUUCCCCACAGCCUUAGCAGCUCCAAGUAAUCUUGUCCCCAGCUUAUCAGGAACCAGGUGCUGUGGCUGUUUCUGUCUCAUGGUUUUUCUUUUUGUGCCUUCCCUGGAUUCCCAGGUUUUUGUUUUCUUCCUUUUUUUCAACAUUACGUAGCUAGCUCUGAGUCAUUUAUCUGUAGCACACAUUUAAACUUUGUUUGCCCAAAAUGAUCCUUCACAUUUCAGAUCAGGCACAGCAACUUAGCACAACAGGAACUCGGGGCGUUGGGGGAGAAGUUGGUGUGAUCCCCGUGGCUCGUGAACCUGCAGCCCUGGGCAGUACAAGGCUGGCCUUGACAGGAGAAGAGCAAGCCGUCCACGAGCAGUUCCUCCACUGUAUUAAGAGCAAACAUAUUUUCCUCCUAUAUUGAACCCUUCAGCCCUUUGUGUUUGAACUACUUCCCAUCUUGUUUGAACUCUUUUUCCUGGAACAAACAUUUAUUGGGGGCAGUGUAAACAGCGGGCGCUCUGUUGGUGCUGACUUGUGUGUCUCUUCUGGGCCGUUAUUUAGUUAGCAGGGAGUUUGGAGACCUCAAUUCAUAUCUCCACGUUGUCACCAAUGGAUAGCUUAGACAAAUGUUUUAAAUUUCUGGUCCAAACUUCCCUCACGAAGCAGCUGACAAAUCCCCCUGCCUGCUUUUGUCUGUGCGUGGGAAAAGCGGUGGCUACCCGGAGUCUCGCGCCUUCCAGAGAAAUGUGUCACGGGAAGCAAUACCAUGCUCUUAUGAACUGUUAAUUACCGUUACUACGAAGGCUGCUGUCAGUUUCUCAGUGAAAUUUCGACUUUGUUUCUGUAGUGUUCUGCUUAGAUUUUUGUUGUUGAAAUUCUUUGUGGUGCUAUUAGUUUAGACCAGACAGAGCUGUUAAAAGUGUUUGCCACAUAAUUCUUUUAGGGCACAGACAGAUCAGACAGAAAUCACUGUUGAUCAGCUUCAGGUGCGCUGAGAUGGUCCCGCGCAUGGACUCACAGAUCAGGCUCAGGUGGCUCUGAUGGCGAGUGUGGGCUCACAGCCAAGCUCAGGUGGCUCUGAUGGCGAGUGUGUGGGCUCCCGGAUCAGGCUCAGGUGCGCUCUGGUGGGUAAACACGUGGACUCACAGGCUCAGGUUUGCCUGCUUGGCCCUUUGUCUUCGGGAAGGAAGGAGGUAGGCCGCUCACCCUUGGCACGAUCCCCAGCACCUUCCUUGGCAGCAGGUGGGAGUGGAAGGAGUAAUAAAGGUACACAUCCCUCUGGGGCAGAAUGGGCAGGGUGCCUGCCUGAGCUCCAAAGAGCACCCCGUAAGUGGAGUCUCAUGUGGACAGCUGCGUUUUAAUGUUUGUUGGCCAAGUGAUGGUCACCCAGUGCCUUGUUGGACUUUAGGGAGGGAGUGUGGCUGCUCGAGGUAGAGGGAAUUGAUGUCUCUGACCUUUGCCAAGCUCUAAUUGUCUUCCCUGUUUUCUUCUCUGUGGCAUAGCAGCAUUGGACAGUGUUUCCCCUUUCUUUGCAGAUGUGGCAUGGCAGCGUGUGGUGUAGUUUUUCCUUCUGUGUCUCCAUGAUCACAGUUCCUGAAAAAAAUGACGUCAAACAGCAGAUUUAUGUUGGCUCAGUCUUGUCGGGUCUCAGUCCAUGAUGGAGAAGGCAGGCUGGGACAGAUGGGUCCAUGUGCCUGGAGGGUGUUCAGAGCACAGCAACACAGGAAAGGAGAAGCUGUGGAUGAUGGGGGUGAAGACAUCUUAAGCCAGAGGACUGAUUCUCUAGUUCUGGAAUUUCAGUCAUCAGCCAGCAGAUGCAGGAGCGUCUAUGAACCAGACAGGAAUGCGUUACGGAGGAAAGAACGAGAAAGAAGAAGUCAGGAAACGCAGCAGGACGGUGGCGGCUUUGGUUCCAGUUACUCCCUCUUCAGUGAACCUUACAAGACUAACAAGGGGGAUGAGCUCUCCAACCGGAUCCAGAACACGUUAGGAAAUUACGACGAAAUGAAAGACUUUUUAACCGAUAGAUCCAACCAGAGUCACCUUGUUGGCGUGCCCAAGCCGGGCGUGCCGCAGACUCCCGUGAACAACAAGAUAGAUGAGCACUUUGUGCCAGACUCACGAGCCCAGCCCCAGCCCUCCUCGGUCUGCAGCAACGCGCCUUCCACGCCCGCAGCAGGCCCCGGGCCGCAGGGCAAGAGGGGUGCCGUGGGCUGGCAGAAGGCUGGCCACCCACCAUCCGAUGGCCAGCCGAGAGCAGCACAACAGGGCUCUCUCAGGACCUUGCUUGGAGACGGGGUCGGCAGACAGCAGACAAGAGCCAAGCAAGUGUGCAGCGUGGAGGCAGGCCUUCAGACCCAGGAGAGGCCGCCUGCCAUGGCGGCCAAACACAGCAACAGCGGACCCUGCGUUCAGAACUUUCCUCCAUCCCUGGCCUCAAAACCCAGCCUGGUCCAGCAGAAACCCACCGCCUACGUGCGGCCGAUGGAUGGCCAAGACCAGGCUCCUGAUGAAUCUCCUAAGCUUAAGUCCUCCACAGAAGCUGGCGUGCACUGCACAUCCUACAGAGGGGUCCCAGCCAAUAAGCCAGAGUCGGCCAGGGCCAAGGCCAAGCUUGCCAAGUUCAGCAUCCCCAAGCAAGGAGAGGAGAGUAGAUCUGGAGAAAGCAACAGCUGUGUUGAAGAAAUAAUUCGGGAGAUGACCUGGCUUCCUCCCCUUUCUGCUGUUCAAGGUCCCAGCAAAGCAGAACCAAGCAAGUUCCCAUUCCCAAAUAAGGACUCUCAGCUUGUUUCCUCUGGACACAAUAACCCAAAGAAAGCUGACGCGGAGCCAGAGAGUCCAGACAAUGGCACAUCCAAUACCUCGAUGCUGGAAGAUGACCUGAAGCUGAGCAGUGAUGACGAAGACAGUGAGCAGCAGACAGCCCAGAGGACAGCUCUCCGCGCUCUGUCUGACAGCUCCGUGGUCCAGCAGACCAACUGCAGAGGUUCCGUGCCGUCCAGCAAGGGCAGCAGCAGCAGCAGCGGCAGCAGCAGCUCCUCCAGCGACUCAGAAAGCAGCUCCGGCUCCGACUCAGAGACCGAGAGCAGCUCCAGCGAGAGCGAGGGCAGCAAGCCUCCACACUGCUCCAGCCCCGAGGCCGAGCCUGCGCCCUCAAACAAGUGGCAGCUGGAUAAAUGGCUGAACAAAGUUAAUCCCCACAAACCGCCGAUCCUGAUCCAAAAUGAGAGCCAAGGCCCGGAAAGGGUUCAGUACUACCCGGCGCUGAAAGAGGAAGGGCAGGACUGCGGGAAACUUGCCGAGAUCUGCCAAGCCGGCCUGAGGGACAAGGAGCUCAAGCCCGCUUGCAAGGAGGAGCAGCGGCCCCGGACCGCCAACAAGGCCCCUGGCAGCAAAGGCGUCAAGCAGAAGUCGCCGCCCGCUGCGGUGGCUGUGACCGCGGCUGGCCCGCCGCCCGCCGUGCCCGGCGCACCCGCAGAGAGCGCGCCUGCGCCCACGCGGAGGUCAGCGGGCAAGAAGCCCACCCGGCGCACCGAGAGGGCCUCGGCCGGGGACGGGGCCGGCUGCCACCGGCCCGAGGAACCGGCGGCCCCCGAGGCGUUGGGGGCCAGCGUGGGGGGGCCCCCCGAGCCCCCCAAAAGCAGACCCUGCGGUAACAGCAGGACGAGCCACCGCAAGGAGCUGCGCUCCUCCGUGACCUGUGAGAAACGGCGCACUCGGGGCCUGAGCAGAAUCGUCCCGAAAUCCAAGGAGUUUAUUGAGACCGAAUCUUCGUCUUCCUCCUCCUCCUCGGACUCGGACCUGGAGUCGGAGCAAGAGGAGUACGUCCUGUCCAAGGCCCAGCCCGCCGCCGGGAGCGAGCAGCGGCUGAAGGAGGCCACCAGCAGCAGCAGCUGCAGCAGCACCUCCCGGGCCUCCGUGGGCUCCAUCAACGCCAGGACCACUAGUGACAUCGCCAAUGACCCCGAGGAACAGUUCUACACGCUGGUCCCCUUUGGCAGGAACGAACUGCUUUCUCCGCUGAAGGACAGCGACGAGGUCAGGUCCCUCUGGGUCAAAAUCGACCUGACCCUCCUGUCCAGGAUCCCACAACACCUGUCCCAGGAGCCUGGGGUCCUGAGCGCCCCCGCAGCCAAGGAAGCGGAGAGCGCCCCAGCCAGCCAUGCGUUAGACGCCCCUGCUGAAAAGACUCUGCCAAAAUCCAAGAGGAAACGCAAGUGUGACAACGACGAUGACUACAGGCAGAUAAAGAAGGCCCAAGGAGAGAAGGAGACCGCUCCACGCCUGGCCGCCUCCGCUAAUAACACCUUGUCUGGCAGCCAUUGUAACAUGAAUGCCAACAGCUUGGCAAUACCAAUAAACAAAAAUGAAAAAAUGCUCCGGUCCCCCACUUCGCCACUCUCCGAUAUAUGUAAACACAAACACACCAGCGAGGACUUGGCUUCUUCCGGCCGACCUCAUGGCAAUGGGGUGCUGACUUCUGCGUCUUCUAGCAAGAAGCCGAAGGCUGACAGCCAGCUGCAGUCACAUGCUGGAGACCUCUCGAAGGCCUCUCACGGCAGUUCCGAAAAUGGCAUCCUCCAUAGCAAGUCACGGCCACAGACUGAGCCAUGGUCUCCGGGUUCCAGUGGUCACAGGGACUGCAAGAGACAGAAACUCAUCUUCGAUGACAUGCCUCGCAGUGCAGACUAUUUUAUGCAAGAAGCUAAACGGAUGAAGCAUAAAGCAGAUGCAAUGGUGGAGAAGUUCGGGAAGGCCUUGAACUAUGCCGAAGCAGCCUUGUCCUUUAUCGAGUGUGGAAAUGCAAUGGAACAAGGGCCGAUGGAGUCCAAGUCUCCAUACACCAUGUACUCAGAGACCGUGGAGCUCAUCAGGUAUGCUAUGAGACUAAAAACCCACUCAGGCCCCAAUGCCACACCCGAAGACAAACAACUAGCUGUGCUUUGUUACCGAUGCCUGGCUCUCCUGUACUGGCGGAUGUUUCGGCUCAAAAGGGACCACGCUGUCAAGUAUUCGAAAGCACUUAUCGACUAUUUUAAGAAUUCCUCGAAAGCUGCCCAAGCCCCGUCCCCAUGGGGGUCCAGUGGCAGGAGCACUGGAAGCCCCUCCCCCAUGUCUCCCAACCCCUCUCCCGCCAGCUCCGUGGGCUCUCAGGGCAGCCUCCCCAGCUCGGGCACCCUGUCCCCAGCGACCAUCGUCAGCAUCCCCCAGCGCAUUCACCAGAUGGCGGCCAAUCACGUCAGCAUUACCAACAGCAUCCUCCACAGCUACGACUACUGGGAGAUGGCUGACAACCUGGCCAAGGAAAACAGAGAGUUCUUCAAUGACCUGGAUUUGCUCAUGGGCCCCGUCACCCUGCACAGCAGCAUGGAGCACCUGGUCCAGUACUCCCAGCAAGGCUUGCACUGGCUGCGGAGCAGCGCGCACCUGGCCUAGGGGCUCGCCUUCGAGCCUGACUGUGCUUCCUUCUCCUCGGUGGCUCGGUGGCUCUGGACCCUGUGCUGCCGACCUUCCCAGCCACGGCGCUUCCCGAACCAUGGUGAACGUUUCCUCAGAGCCCAACAAUGAUCUCUUCCUGGGUGGGGGAGGGGAGUGUCUAGAGGUGGGUUCAUAGGACGCUGCCUGAUUGUGUGUGUGUGUGUGUGUGUGUGUGUGUGUGUGUGUGUAAGGCUGACACCUCUUCGAAACACAUUUCCUUUGUCUAGUGUAUAAUCCCAGGCUAGACAAGUGAUCAGAGGUCCCUCACUGGAGGAAAUCCUUGCAGCGCACCUGUGCUCACACACUCAGACACACCCUACCCCCAGUGCUAAGCCAUUGCCUUCUUCGAAACUCCCACCAAAAUCUCCUGUGUUGCUGAACCUGGUGUGGCCCAGCGCACCAAAAGCUUAACUGCCGGAUGAGUUGAACCUGUCUCUUAUUAUUGAUUACUUUCAGUAUUAUAUACCAUUCCCCAAUUGCUUUUGGUUGUUGUGUAUUAAUGAGCAAUUGACUAAUGAAAACAAGCCAGUUAUUUUUGUGCCAGAAGCUCACUAGAUUGCAUGUUACCCAACGCCCUGCCCCUCCUCUAAAUACCCUCUCCUCGUCCCUCCUCCACCAAACACAUUAUCAGCCAAUGGAGUCCCACGAGCUUGCCUUGUCCCCACGUAGGAUAAAAACGGCACCAGGAUUCGGUAAAAGCCGGACAGCCACAAAAGCAGCAGCGACUGUUCGGUUCAGAAUGAAGGUCUGCGCCUGUGGCAAUAAGCCCUCUAGACAUGCGUAUUCCUCCUCCUGCCACUGUGACUCUGUGGCCCUAGAGCCACCUGGCCUUUGCCAGCCAGGACAUUUCAAGUCUCUUUUCUCUGCAGCAGCUCUCCGGCAGCUUCUCUCAGUCAGACGGGGGCGUUGUCUAGAGCACGCCAUCCCCAGAGCUGGCUGCUGCUGAGCAGGCUGACAGCCGCUGGCUGUACAGAUGCUUCCUGGUUCCUGCUCUGCACACACAAUGUGUGACCACAGGCCUUGAGUGCAUUUGGGGGUAUUUUUCAAGCUUUUUAAAAAGCUGCGUACAGUGCAGAAAAACUUAUCCCCGUGAUGACCACAGCUCUGUUUGGAACAGCAUCAACCAGAGUGUCUUGCUGACAUCUUAUGUAUCUGGUGUGCUGACGUCUUGACCAUGGUUCUCGUCUGUUUGGGGUUUUUUUAUUAUAUUAUUAUUAUUAAUAUUAUUAUUAUUAUAUGUUUUAAUUUUUCAGCAUCUUGUUUACAAUUUUUUGUCCGAAGUUUGUUUUCUCAUGUUUUGUCAUUCCCUAGACUUAGUCUCCUUGUUAAAUAUACGUGGAUCUGAAAUAUUAGUAUAAAGAAGCAAGUCCUGUAAACAAGGUAUAUCUUGCCACAUUUUAAAAACAAACUAGUGUCCUUGAGUUACUUGACAACACUGUACCAGGUCAGCCCGAGGGAGCUAGGCAGGGCCACCUUCAGGGCGGUGCAUUGCUCAGGGAGGCCGCGGUGGCUCCCGGCGUGCGUCCUGGUUCCCACCGCCUCCCUCUGAGCUUGGUUGCAUUCCCGUUCCCAUUUUGUCAGCUUUGUCAGCAGGUGGCAAAUAAGAUUGCUCCGAUUCCCCAGUUCCGAGUGCAGAUUCAAAAACCACACAAACAGUUGAACGCAGUUUGGUGAUCUGCACCAAACUGAAUUGUGGAAUUUGCAUUUGGCUUUGACCCUCAAGCACUUGAAAUUUUUAGCAAUACAUUGACUUCAAAUGUUUGCGACCAGAAAUGUUUUUUAUAAGAUGUUAGAAUAUUUGUGACUUGGGGGAGAGGACUCCAGUCUAAACGUGGGAUUGACUCCUGUUUGACACAUACCUUGUACACAUGAGGGCAGUGCCUGCAGUGUUGAUCACCUGUGAGGUCGGAUGUGGGAUUUUCCGCUGAUGUCAAACCACUGCUCAAGGAGUUCUCGAUUCUGGAGCAGUUUAGGUUUCAGAUUCUUGAAAUGAGAACAUUCCACCCGCAUCUCCACGUUUGUAUCUAGCUCUACAGCGUGCCCCCUGCGGCCCUCUCACUAACUGUUGGCAGGUUUGUGAUACCAUCCUGUGUUUAAAGUCUGAAUAUAAGAAAUUUUGAAUCUCCUUUUGUGCAGGAGUGAGACUUUGUUCUAGUUGCUCUUGGUGAAUUCUGGUGAAAAGUUCAAACUCUCACAAAGAGGGUUGCCCUCAAGGGCCUCUGUGCAACCUUGCAGAGGGAGCUUUUUCUGGUCCUGCCUCUCUUUACAGAUGUCAGCUUAGUUGUGACACCAUGCAAUCCACAUCCCUGGGAAACCCAUCAAAUUACAAGCCGGCCGCUGGCUGGUUGUGCCAGCACAGGUUUUAUGAACACACUGAUGACCUGUUUCCCAAAAAGAACUGAAUUGUGGAAUUUAGUUCUGCUCUUGGGGGGCAGGGGCAUGGCUUCAGUCCCGGCCAUUCUCUUGCCUCAUCCAUGGAGCGUGUGUCAGGCAGGCCCCACCUUACGGGGCUCAGUGUUGGUAGUUCUGGUAAAGGGCCACCUUCCACUUGAUGCCCCAAAAGGCAUCCAUAACAUGCUCCUUUUCUUAAGCUGGGUUGCGAGUUGAAACAUCUUUCUUACACUUUAUGGCUGUAACAGUACCACGCGUUCAAAUAAUGCUGAAAUAUAGAGGCUAUAAGCCUGUGGUUGCCUCAGUGCUCUCAGAAGCUCACAGCUCAGUGACCCCGAUCUUUCCAGAGAGUUUUACAUUUAAACAAAACACUUACUACCACUUGUUUCUAUUUGAAGGCAUACUCUUUCUUCAGAUGUCCCACCAAAGUCCCACCCGUCUUAUCUCCCGUGACUGAGUAGAUGCCAGCCUUUGUCAGUGUUAGAAUUACCUUUGAAAGGGAGUAGCCGGACGGGAUUCCUGAACAAACGUUGGCAUUAGUUGUUACUCUGCCCUUAGCAGUCUCUGGUGCAGAUGUGCCUGGAGAGAGAGGACUGGUUAAAACGGGCUUUCGGAAAUGUUCAAAGUGCAAAUGGAAACUUGGUCCCACUCUCUAAAGAGGAAUGUACUGGAAAAACACACAAAACAGUUGAACACAUGGAAUGCAACGUCGCGAGGCUUUCUGCGCUAAAACGUACCCCAGUGUGUACAUUGAAUGGUGUAUGUGCUCUGUAGCAGUGAUGUGUAUGUCUCUGACACCCAUACAAAAUAGUCACGGUUUGUAUAAAUGCAUACAUUUAAAAAUACAUAGGUACAAUACACCUGACAUAAAACUGUAGUAUGCCUGACAGACAUUACUAGUGCCUAAUACUGAGUAUAAGUCACUGUGUGUUCACAUCACCUUGGAAGAUCAGUCAUUGUUAUAAAAGUAACCAGUGAAGUGGCAUUAUUUAUGAAUCACAUCUUUGAAGCUGGGCAGUAGCAUAUGCAUAUAUAUUUUUAAAUAACAUUUUUCACAGUUUUCCAGAGUUACUGUUGAAAUCUGUAUCGCCAAAAAAGAGAGAGAAAGAGAGACAGAAAGAUGCAAGAUUUUUUUAAUGAUGUAGACACUCUUCAGACCCAGUGAUCGACGUGUGAUUUCCUGUUUGUAGAUAUUCAAGAGACUUUAGCAGUCACCAGCCUUAAUGCAUGUACAGGAUAUUAUUGUGACUUAAUUUAUCUGCAGUUUUUAAUCCAUACAAAAUUGGAGUUUAUAAACGGACUUGGAUUAAAUAUGUCUGCCUUUCUAAGGCUGCAAACAAUACAUUAAAUGAUUUCUGUUGUACGUGAGAGAAGUCGAGUCGUACGUUUAAAAAAAAAGUUCACCGGUUUCUGUUAAUAUUUCACAAGGAAACCUUACAAUUGAAAUAUUUUCAGAGUGGUAUUCUCUUCCCAGCUUGGAAUCUCUUUAGAGGCAACCUUGUUUCAUGAAUGCUCUCUCUCUCUUUCUCUCUUACUCUCUCACUUUCUCGUUCUGUCUGUCUUUCUCCUUUUUUGUUCCUUUCUUCCUAUGUCUUUUCUAUCCUAGGUGUUAAAGUCAGGGCCUUGCACAUGCUGUGCAGGCUCCCUACCACUGAUCUAUGUCCACAGCCCUCACCGUGUUCCGGUGUAGCUCAUGAGUCAUCGUUGCCAAGUCUGAUAUUUUUCAAUAGUCCUAUAGUUUCCUGCUUCUGUUUUCCAUUCCUAAAAUAUGCCCCCCGCUCAUGUGCACACCCUCUCAUUCUCUCUCUCUCUCUCUCUCUCUCUCUCUCUCUCUCUCUCUCUCUGCCAUACAAACACACACUUUCUCCUCUCCUCCCACUCUCUUUCUCUCUCUAUUUUGUGUCCCAAAGACUGCUGACGAGGAACCUGGAAUGUUUUCACGGAUGACUACGCGGAUGGAUACCUGCUCAACUAGUAGCCCUGAGGUGCUGCUCUAAUGGCCAUUCUUCAGUUGGCACAAGUCAGUUCCCUGACCACUUGUGCCAGGCUAAAACACGUAAUGAUUAUGUCUGCAAUACUUGCUCAAGAAAAUAAGAGAAUUCCGAAUCAAGGAGCUGAAAUACUGGAACAGUAGCUAGGACGUGACUUGGUGCCUUAUGUAGGCGAGGGUCUGCUGACCUUAUUUUCCCCCCUAGCUCUCUCGCUCUUCCUUCUCCUCCCCAAGCUGAAGAAGCAGAAAUAACAGAAACAAAAUGACGUCUUCAUCUGAUCCAGUCCGCAUCCUCAGGUUUAGACACUUUAUGUCCCCGCUGCACCAUCAGACACAGUCCACAUGGUCUAGACAGAAAACCCAGAAAAGGUUGGGUGGUUGAGCUCCCUCAGCAGUUGAGCAGAGGUCACAGGCAAGGAGAACACCUGGUCCCCAGAGGUGGCUAAGGCAAGAGGCUUGUAGGUACUAGCUCCAGCGAGCACUGAGUGAGAUUCUUGCAGAGGCUGGCUAAGAUCUGCCCAGCAAGAAAUGCCUUUCUGUUGGAUGUGUCGCUGAAGCCAUCGGAGUCUCUUCCUGUCAGAAUCCUGUUUUCAAAUGUAUCCCAUCCUCAAUCAAGCCUAGAUCAACUGGAGUCUUGAAAGACAUUUUUAAUGGGGGUGGAGGGCUGGGGGGGGCUGACCACAUAAACUGCAUUUUCAACUGUUUGGAGACAAUGUGUUUCCUAUUCCCGGAAGAGUACGCCCUAACAAACAGCCCAGAGCUGUUCCAGUCUGAGAACACUGUUCUCCUUGUACACACCAUUGUGUGUGUCAUCAGAAGGGUUAACUUGUUUGCUUGGCAUGAGGUGCAUUCUAAAACUCUAUUCUCAAACUAAUUACAUCUGACCACGGUUUUGGUUUUUAUUACUUAAUUGGCACUUUCAACACCAAGGGGUAAAUUUGGGGUCAGCUGCUGAGGGACCUACAGUCACAGCUCUUGGCAGUAAUAGGAAUCAAGGGAUUAAGCCUCCAUGUGUUAUUGGGAAAGCUCAUCUCUUAGAGCCAAUUUUAAAGACAGUGAUCUGGAGGAUGAAUUUAAGGCAUUAAUCCCGAAUCAAAACAGGAUAUUAAGCAUCCACGCUGGAAAUGGGACCCGCAGGUGUCAGACAUUACUGAUGAGGUCGGAAAAGCCACAUCAAGCCCUGGUUUCCCUGCUUGCUUUCAGAAUAGGAAGAGCUUAUGGAGAGUGGUUCAUUCCCAGACAUGAUGUGCGUGUCAUGCGUGCUUUGGCUUUUCGAACAGUUUCUUUUGUUAUUGAAAAUCACUGUGACAUUCUGCUUCCUCGUUACACCUCGGUUUUUCACAAAUCUAAAAUUUCUACCAAUAUUUACAAACGCUUUAUUUCAAGAUGACCAAAUGAACAAGGAGAAAACCCCCAACCCAGGAAUGUGUGACUCAAGGGAACGGCAGUCCUCCCCGAAAGGUGUUCAGUGUCUGCAAUCAUAGUCCCGAGCCUCCUCCAUUCCCCCUACCUGACAGUGUGAGCACCACAGAUGUGGCUUUGAGAGGUCAGUGGCUUGACACAGGACCAGAUGGGUUUUUGAGCAACCUCACCACCACCACAGCUGAGCCCCUCCCAGUCAUGACAGGAAUGUUGAUGCUGGUUAUUCAUCUCUUAGAAUCCCAGCACUUCCAGUUGCAUUCUGUAACACCCCCUUUGGAGAACAGGAUUGAUUUUGUUGUUACUCUUGGGGUGUAAACUCUGUAAGUCAGAUUUAGUAUCUUGUCCCUUCAGUUGAACAGAUUCAAGAGACAGAGCGGUUUAGAGAAACAAAACUGCGAAGCAGGAAGUCAGUAAUGCUGAGACCCCAGAAGAGCAGUAACCGGAGGCUGAGCGCUUCCUGAGCGCUUCCCUCCGCUACACCCAGCCCGUAAGAAAGCUGCCCUUCUUGCCUCUGCCAAGUGUGGCUCCAUGUCAGCCACCCUGCUGAGUGCCCUUGAGGGUCAGUAGAUUGGGGUGCAGAUGUUCAGGCUCAUUGCCGUCACUCAGCAGGGUUCAAGCAUUACCAUAUGCCAGAAAUUACAGGACAACCCUGAAAUCCCAGCACUUGCAAGGCUAAAGUAAGAGAACUCUUGAGUUCAAGACCAGCUUGGGCCUCAUGGUGAGCUCAGUGUCACCCCAGAAACGUAGCAAGAGCAUUAUCGUAAGAAGAGGCAAGGGAAACGCACUGUGCAUGCAUCGGGUGUGUGAUGUGGAAGGUAGGACUUUCUUAUGGGGUCUAGAGCUGACAGCAGGGUGGCCAUAGGCCUUAGGCCAGGGAAGGUAGUUGCUAGGGAAUGCUCCUGUGUGUUGUCAGGAUUAGGAGGCCUUCCUGGCUAUAGGUGGUGCUCUGUGGCUAACAACUGAGCUCCCACCCUCUUUACCACUCAGCUCUGGCUUUAAAUCAGUGGCAUCCGGAUGGAAAGGGAAAAAAACAACCUUGGGUUCGUGAUCUGACAUCUCCCACUACGUCACUGCAGUAACCGCUCAGUGCUACAGUUCAGGAACCGUGCUAGAGCGGAAGAGCCUCAGCCGUCUCUUCUCCUGGCUCCUGGGCUUUUCCCCUGGAGAUGGGGAGGUUGACUUCUCUCUAUGUGGCCCUGCUGCCUGUCACGGGGGCAGGCAGCUGCUCUGAGAGGCUUGUCCCCGAGAAAGAAGAUCCGUCAUAGGGGACCCAGAGAGAGGAAGCCUCUCAAGGGGAACCUCUCGGUGGUUUUCUCUAGUUGUCUUGUGGCUGCUCAACAUAAUCUCUUAAUUGCAGAUGAAACCUUAGUCAGAGCCAGGAGAGAGAGAAAUGUCAACAUGCAGGAGAACUUGCUGCUUUUCAUGGCACCCACCCAAACGCUAAAUAUUCUGACCCCAGCGAGUGGGUGAGCCAUGCAGACACAGCUCCUGCUUCACACCAGAGUCAAAGCCCUAUGUGUGGGGAUUUUCAUUUCUUCUCAAACAGUAAUUCAGCUCAGGGCCAGUGUGUCUCCCUUGCAUCUCUAAACCAACGAUUUGAGCUUAACCAAAAUAAGCAUGAAAUGCUCAAGGGCCCCUUUUCACACCCGAGAAAUCCCCUUCCCAUUCUCUCCCCAGUGAGAACAGAGCUGGAGCCACUGGGAGGCUUAGCUUGAUUGAAGUUCAGACAAAUACUGCUUGCUUUCCACAGGAGCCCACCAUGUCACCCGUGGGAGUUGCAGGCAUUGGCUGGGGCCCGGCCACCCUAGCUAUCAGCCUGCUCUCCUUGGAGGAGCCGUUCCAGCUGGGUGCUGGAUUGGCUGUCACCUUUUCUGAGCCAGGGUGUGGCAAACAUAUUCCUGUGAAAGGAGAGCAAUUACUUGUGUUCAUGGCCCAGUAAAAGUUUAACGUUGUGCCUUAGUGAAGGGAUUUAAAGCUCAGCUAUUUCCCCUAUUAUGGAGGUAUCUGCUUGCCUUGGAGAAACAAUUAUUCAUGUUUAUUCCUGGAGCUGACAUUUCAGAUUUGGUAUUCCUAAAUCAGGCCCCAAACCAUUCCCAGCCCUGUAUCUCAGUCCAGGGAAAGCUGUCUGCGGUGAGCUCUGCUUGCAUCCCACCAGACCCUGCCAGUGAUCUAGCCACAGGAGCGAGGGAGAAAGCCCUCACCUAUGCCUCCUGUGGGGUCCUGUCUGAAGGCGGCGAAAGGGACUGAAGAGAGCCUUAAAGAGGUCAGUCCUGCAGAGCAAUGAGACUUGUGAAAUGUACAUAUAGCAGAAAUGAAAAUGCUAUCCUUAGUCUUGUGUUUGUAUUUUGUCCAGUUGCUCUAAAUUGAGUAACGCAGACCCACCUGUGCUUUGUGACACUCAUUUGGGCUGCUUGUUGGCAUGUUUGGAUGUUCUAAAGCCCAAAGUCUGUAUUGAUAGUCACUCCACUAUCCAGGCAGUGUUUCUGUUAUGCAUCAACCUUUCCAACACCACUGAUGAAGCUGUGUGCAGUUCCCUGGGUCUGAGUGUGCGACAAGAAUCUUAACACAAGAACUUGAUAAGGACUGACUUCCACGGGGCCAUUUUUCCCAAGGACUUGCUAGUGGAUCCUGAGCGGGCAGUGCAAGCCUGCAAGGGCUCUCAUCUCGCAGGCUGCUUCGAAGAUGUCCGCACGCCGGGGGCCUAAUGUCUGCAUUUGGUGGUCACUCAUCUCUGUGAAGUGGCGAGAUGUUAAGCCUCCUUUGCAGUUUCCUCCUACAAUAGAACUUGCUCCCAUACAGAGGAAGCCGCCCCUCUCCUGAAUCCAGAGUGACUGAUGGUGAAUGGCGGAGUAGCAAGCGCAUCUAUUGCUAAGGCUCUGCCCAGUGGGAAUGUGCAUUUUGUCCGGGUCCAAAAUUUA
Molecule: messenger RNA, 14380 nt
Organism: Meriones unguiculatus (Mongolian gerbil)
Lineage: Eukaryota; Metazoa; Chordata; Mammalia; Rodentia; Muridae
Gene: Aff3
Product: ALF transcription elongation factor 3
Exons: 23
Coding region: 1784-5617 (1277 amino acids)
Biological process (GO): regulation of gene expression
Cellular component (GO): super elongation complex; nucleus
Source: RefSeq, a predicted model, not a curated record